Molecule: messenger RNA, 2720 nt
Organism: Capra hircus (goat)
Lineage: Eukaryota; Metazoa; Chordata; Mammalia; Artiodactyla; Bovidae
Product: solute carrier family 22 member 10
Exons: 10
Coding region: 250-1908 (552 amino acids)
Biological process (GO): transmembrane transport
Molecular function (GO): transmembrane transporter activity
Source: RefSeq, a predicted model, not a curated record
CAUAGAAGUGUCUUUGGUAAAUAAUUUUCUUUAUAACUUUGCUAAAACAAUGAUACCUCUUGAUUCCAGAAAGACUGAGAAAACUGCUCCCACUGCUCUGUUGCAGUAGAGAGGGGGGAUGGGACACACUGAUGUGAUACUGGUGUGAGUCACAUAGAUCUAACAUGAAUUAACGAAAGGAAAGCUUUUUCUCCCUUUGAAGCUAGAACUGAGGUCAUUUUGACUCUUCUUGAAGAUUGCCUUUGCCCAAUGGCCUUUGAGGAGCUCCUGGAUGAAGUUGGUGGCCUGGGAAAAUUCCAGAUCCUUCAGAUGGUUUUAAUUUUUCCUUCCCUCAUGAUAAUAGUUUGUCAAAUACUUUUGGAGAACUUCACUGCGGCCAUUCCUCGUCAUCGUUGCUGGGUCCACAUUCUUGAUAAUGACGCUGUCUCUGAUAAUGACACUGGAUUCCUCAGUCCUGAUGUUCUCCUGAGAAUCUCCAUCCCACUAGAUUCAAACCUGAAGCCAGAGAAAUGUCAUCGUUUCCUUCACCCCCAGUGGCAACUCCUUCACCUGAAUGGGACCUUCCCCAACAUGACUGACCUGGACAUGGAGCCCUGUGUGGACGGCUGGGUGUAUGACCACAGCUUGUUCUCCUCCACCAUCGUGACUGAGUGGGACCUCAUUUGUGACCAUCAGUCACAGAAACCAGUGGCUCAAUCCCUAUUCUUGGCUGGAAUGCUGGUGGGAGGCUUCAUAUAUGGCCAUCUCUCAGAUAGGUUUGGGCGGAAGUUGAUUCUCAGGUGCUGUUUGCUCCAGCUCGCCGUCUCUGGGACCUGCACAGCCUUUGCUCCCACCUUCCUCAUUUACUGCUCCUUACGCUUCUGGUCAGGCUGUUCUGCUGUGGUCAUCGUGGCAAACAACAUUAUGCUGAUUAUAGAGUGGACAAGAUCCCGGUCAAAAGCCGUGAUAUUAACACUGAUAUCCUGUACCUUUAGUAUGGGACAGGUGAUGCUGGGAGGACUGGCUUUCGUUUUUCGAGAGUGGCGCACCCUACAGCUGGUGGUGUCUGUACCUUUCUUUGUCUUCUUUCUCUCCUCAAGGUGGCUGGUGGAAUCUGCUCGGUGGCUGAUUAUCACCAAUAAACCAGAUAAGGGCUUAAAGGAACUUAAGAAAGUUGCACACAGAAAUGGAAUGAAGAAUGCUGAAGCAACCCUGAACAUGGAGGGUUUGAGAGUGACGAUGCAGGAGGAGCUGAAGACAGCACAAAUGAAAACUACUGUGUUUGACUUGUUCCGCACACCCAACCUGCGAAAAAGAAUCUGUCUUCUGUUCUUUGUGAGAUUUGGAACCACAAUACCCUAUUUUGGCAUCUUCAUCAAUCUACAACACUUUGGGAGCAACAUAUUCCUCUUCCAGGUCAUCUUUGGAGCUCUCACUUGCUUAACCCGAUGUCUUAUACCUCCAGUAUUGAAUCACAUAGGCCGUCGACCAACCCAGACGUUUUUCAUGUUCCUGGUGGGACUUUCCAUUUUGGUCAACACGUUUGUGCCCCAAGAAAUGCAGACCGUGCGUGUGACUUUGGCAAGUGUGGGAAUGGGCUGUGUUGCUGCCUCUAACACCAGUAUUUCUGUCCACUUUGUUGAACUCCUCCCCACUCUUGUCAGAGCAAAAGCUGCAGGCAUAGAUAUGAUGGCUAGUAGGUGUGGGGCAGCACUGGCUCCCCUGCUGAUGACCCUGGUGGUGUAUCUACCCACUCUGCCCUGGAUCAUCUAUGGAGUGUGUCCCAUCAUUGCUAGUCUUCUCGUCCUUCUCCAACCUGAAACCAGACAUCUGCCUCUGCCUGACACCAUCCAGGAUGUGGAAAAUAAGAAACAAUUCUCAAGAAAAGUAAAUGAGGAAGAUUUCUGCAUAAAAGUGACAAAAUUUUAAGGACAUUUUAUGACUGACCAGGGAGGAAAGGAAAACUAUGAAGAACAAAACUUGGAGUUUUCCUUAAUAUCUACAAAGUAGCAAGUAAAUAUACUGGAAAAUUAAAUCUAAUUUAUAAUUAUUGCCUUAGUAUUCACUUAAACAUAUAAUUUCUUGGUACAUGUUCCAUGAGCAGUUCAAUAUUUAAGGAAAGUAGUUGAAAAGUUUAAGAUCUAUCAAUAAAUUAUUAAUAGACAAGAUAAUUCAGAAACAGAGGAAUGUCAUGGAAUUAGUAUGUGACUGCUUGAUAUGUGGGACAGCAUAUGGUGAACUGUCCAUAAAUGUACAGAACAAUAUAAGAUAUGAAACCAAAAAUCAAAAGAAAUCCAGAAACAGAUACUAAUAUAUAUGUGUAUAUAAAUAAAUAAAUAAAUAUAUAUACUUAAGACAUGAUACAUUUGACAUCAUAAAUCUCUCCAAAUAGAAGGAUUAUGUGAUAUGUGGAAAUACAUUCAUUGAAAUAAGAAUGUUGACCUUCUCAUGGUGAAAUUUUAAAUGAUUAUUACUUUCUCUUUGCAAUUUUCUCUUUUCAUAUUUUCAAUAGUUAGCAUAUGUAAUUUAAAAUUCUUUGAAUUUAUUAACAUUGGAUGGCAAAUAUAGAAUAAGCAAAUUAUAAAAUGUGUAUGUAUUAAAUACAAUCACUGAAAAUUAAAGUUAUAUUCUUAGUGCCAUGGCUAAUUAAUAAGAAAAGCUUUUCUAAUUAAUAGUAAUUACUGAAGACAAAUGGUAAUUAAUAAAAGAUAAAUCCAGUUUGAAAUAUAAGUUUUCAUUUU